Molecule: messenger RNA, 1575 nt
Organism: Leptinotarsa decemlineata (Colorado potato beetle)
Lineage: Eukaryota; Metazoa; Arthropoda; Insecta; Coleoptera; Chrysomelidae
Gene: phr6-4
Product: (6-4)-photolyase
Biological process (GO): negative regulation of DNA-templated transcription; circadian regulation of gene expression; entrainment of circadian clock by photoperiod
Cellular component (GO): nucleus; cytoplasm
Molecular function (GO): FAD binding; DNA binding
Source: RefSeq, a predicted model, not a curated record
ACUGCUCAGAAGAAAUGCAUGAACCUGUACAGGGUUGACGAAGUGAAACUCUCAACUUCUACAAUGUAUUCUCAUAGUCAGUAGAUGAGCGGGAGUACUGGCCAAACGUCCACCGGACAGGAAAAACAUACAGUGCACUGGUUCCGGAAGGGGUUGAGACUACAUGACAAUCCAUCUUUGAGGGAAGGACUUACUGGAGCCAAAACUUUUCGGUGUGUGUUUGUUCUAGAUCCUUGGUUUGCGGGAUCUUCAAGUGUUGGUGUCAACAAGUGGAGAUUCCUGCUCCAGUGUUUGGAAGAUUUAGAUCGCAGUUUGAGAAAACUCAACUCACGAUUAUUCGUAAUCAGAGGACAACCAGCAGAUGCCCUUCCAAAACUCUUCAAAGAGUGGGGAACUACAGUCCUUACUUUUGAAGAAGACCCGGAACCAUUUGGGAAAGUGAGAGAUCAUAAUAUUACAGCGUUAUGCAGAGAAUUGGGGAUAACUGAAUUUUUUUAUUUUUCAAUCACACAUGUUGUUUCAGGACUGAACCCACCAGUAUGGCAAGGUGGUGAAAGCGAAGCCCUAACCCGCUUGGAGAGACACCUUGAACGGAAGGCAUGGGUAGCUUCAUUUGGUCGUCCAAAAAUGACGCCUCAAUCAUUACUGCCAUCUCAAACAGGCCUGUCUCCAUAUCUGAGGUUUGGCUGUAUAUCUACAAGACUGUUUUAUUACCAACUGACUGAUCUCUAUAAGAAAAUCAAGAAGGCGUUCCCUCCGCUGUCCCUGCACGGGCAACUUCUAUGGCGGGAGUUCUUUUAUUGCGCUGCUACCAAAAACCCUAACUUUGAUAAGAUGCAUGGAAAUCCUAUUUGCGUGCAGAUACCAUGGGACAAGAAUGUUGAAGCUUUAGCGAAAUGGGCGAAUGGCCAGACUGGAUUUCCUUGGAUAGAUGCCAUAAUGACCCAACUAAGGCAAGAAGGAUGGAUCCAUCACCUCGCCAGACAUGCUGUAGCUUGUUUUCUCACACGUGGCGAUCUUUGGAUUUCCUGGGAAGAAGGAAUGAAGGUUUUUGAGGAGCUGUUACUGGACGCUGAUUGGUCAGUUAAUGCUGGAAUGUGGAUGUGGCUGUCUUGUUCCAGUUUUUUCCAACAGUUUUUUCAUUGCUACUGUCCAGUGAAAUUUGGUAGAAAAGCUGAUCCAAAUGGAGAUUAUAUAAGGAAAUACCUCCCAAUUCUGAAUAAUAUGCCUCUCCAAUACAUCCAUGAACCAUGGUUAGCCCCUGAUAGUGUUCAACAAGCAGCCAAAUGCAUCGUUGGGAAAAGUUAUCCCCUUCCAAUGGUUAAUCACACAAAUGCAAGUCGAAUCAAUAUACAAAGAAUGAAACAAGUCUAUCAACAACUGGCAAACUACAAAGUGAUGGAGACCGCUAGAUAUCCUGUCAACACAGGUUAUAGUGAAACUUUUCAGAGACAACCAAGUGCUGUUACAGUUGGUAACCCCGAUAAUGGUCAGGCAGCAUAAAUAUUUAAGUUAUGUUUCAUUUUGAAUUGUGAUAGUUCUUUGUGUCAUUAAAAAAAAACGAAUUCACUGUCA